AUGACCGAUUCUGAUAAUGACUCUGACUGUCAAGGCGCCGUGGCACAAUCCUCUUCUGACGACUGCAGCGCCGCCAUGAAUCUGCCUGACACCUUCUCUGCCGGAGUCGCCGCCAGUGUCGACAUUGUCCGAAGACUGCAUCAAGCUGCCCUGGAGCACGACCGAGCGACGCAGCCCAACAGGAGGAACCCGAGGACCAGGGAAGAGAAAUUUGCCCUCUACCAGGCAAGCUCGGAGUACGGUCGGACCCAGUUCCUGCUGGAUGCGUCUGAGCUGUGGCUGUUGGACGAAGCUGCCACAUACGGACAGGGCAUCGAGAGCAUGAUUCCGCAUGCGUCGGACUAUGUCUACAAGCACUACCCACAGUCCCACAUCGCCAACUCCACCGAUCCGGAGGAGCAGCUCAAGGCUAUCGUCCCCACGCAUGAGUCCCUCUUCCUGACGCUGCUGACUGCCUCCCAUCCCAGCAAUUUCCAUCCGUACGAGGACAAGAUCGGCUGGGUAGUUGCCUCGCUUCCGCUCUUCGCAUCCCACGCGGCGUCGGAGGUGUUCUGGAGCGAGAGCUUCGGCGAGGACCGCAAGACCCUGAUGUCCAAGCUGGGCAUCAAAGCCAGCACCAGGGACGAGCUCGUGUCACUGAGAGACAGCAAUGCUGUCCUGGAGACAAUGCCGCGUGGUUCCAUGCAGGUAUACCAGGAGCGAAAGGGUCUAUCACCUAUGGGAUACGGUCAGGGGUUCAAGCUCAACCUCUAA
Molecule: messenger RNA, 753 nt
Organism: Dioszegia hungarica
Lineage: Eukaryota; Fungi; Basidiomycota; Tremellomycetes; Tremellales; Bulleribasidiaceae
Exons: 2
Coding region: 1-753 (250 amino acids)
Source: RefSeq, a predicted model, not a curated record